Molecule: messenger RNA, 1442 nt
Organism: Strongylocentrotus purpuratus (purple sea urchin)
Lineage: Eukaryota; Metazoa; Echinodermata; Echinoidea; Camarodonta; Strongylocentrotidae
Product: adrenodoxin-like protein 1, mitochondrial
Exons: 6
Coding region: 28-612 (194 amino acids)
Biological process (GO): positive regulation of oxidoreductase activity; P450-containing electron transport chain
Cellular component (GO): mitochondrion
Molecular function (GO): 2 iron, 2 sulfur cluster binding
Source: RefSeq, a predicted model, not a curated record
CGAUUAGACUCUAUGUCAUAAUUCAAGAUGGCGCUGCCCAUGAAGCAACUUGUGUGCCGAUUUCGUAAUAUUUUACCCACUGUUGUACGCUCCUUGAGCACCAAACAAUUAUUCACAAAUCAUUUUCAUUCGAUUAGCAGUAAUAAUCACAUGAAAAUAACCCACUCGACGGUUGUCUUACGUCAUAUUCAUGCUGCAAUUGCUGGUGGACUAAGGCAUGGUGAUUAUGAAUAUGAAGAGCCAAAGUCUCCUGAGGACGUAGUAACCAUCACCUAUGUGACGAGAGAUGAUGAGAGAAUAGAAGUGAAAGGAAAAGUUGGUGACAAUGUCAUGUAUCUAGCUCACAGACAUGCUAUUGAAGUAGAAGGUGCUUGUGAGGCUUCUCUUGCAUGUUGUACCUGUCAUGUUGUCCUACAAGAUUCAUAUUAUGAUAUACUACCAGAAUCAACAGAAGAAGAGGAAGACAUGUUGGACCUUGCCCCUUUUCUGACGUCAACAUCAAGAUUAAGUUGUCAAAUUAUUUUAAGCAAAGAGCUGGACGGCAUGGUGGUGCAGCUCCCGAAAGCGACUAGGAAUUUCUAUGUAGACGGCCACGUACCCCAGCCCCAUUGACCUUCACUGCUCAGAUGACCUUGAGGCUGAUGUGUGGGGUCAUGCAGGGUUCAUGAAAAAGGGUCAGACAUGAUGACUGUUGGAACGAUGACAUUGUGAGUUUCUUGGUUGGAAGAAGAAUCUGUUGGGAACAUGCAUCCUGUUUGUUCUUUUGACAAUACUUGAACAGUGUGGAACCUCAUGUGCAAGGAUGUUUUCCUUUAAUCACGGGUGCCAGUUUUCAGGCAAUAGCCUGAAGUCAGGCCCUGGCGAGUUAUUUUCAGACCACAGUUAAGGCUUUUUUGUGUACAAAAUAGCUAAUUCUAGGUGAUUUUCAGUUCCUCUGAUCAAUUCUAACUGGCAUCCCUGCUUUAAUGAACAAUAUGUAUUCUGUAUCUACAUGUAUAAUACUCAUGGUGGUGUUACACAAGUGGGUUUGAUAUUAUAUUGAUUACUGCAAAAUUUCUACACGUGUCAUUUUAAAGUCAAUCUUAAGUAAUAAUGUAUGAUACCUGUAUUAUUUUCCCAAUGAUAUUCAGUCACACCACUAAAUCAACUCUUAAUGCCAGUCUCAUGUAAGUCUUGUUGGUGUGACCAUGUGACUGAGGUAUAAAUACCUGAUCAAUGUGAAUAAUAAUGUGAUGCAAUAACAUAUAUGGUCAAACAAGUAGUAAAUCUACCCCAUAUGCAGUUUGGAUAAUCUUGGAUUUCCUUCAAAUUGGGGAAAUCCAAUCAAAUGAUUUGCUUCUGGCUAUCUGUGUGCUACUCAAGGGUAAUGGGUACAGUGUAUUUAUAGUCCCAAGAAAAUAAAAAAAAGGAGAAUACAUACACAAUGUUUUUUUUUUUUUUUU